GAAACAAGUCAUUUGCAGGGGAGUAAAUCACGGAAAAGCCGUUUGAGAGCGCGACGGGGCUUACAGCGCAAACACCGGAAUUGUGAUGCGCACGAGCCCUUCCUUACCCUCUCCUUCUCUUUCCUCUUCUUUUUCUUCCUCUGGGCUGGAAAUUCUAUGGAAUCACUGUGAUUAUUGUUAUAUUAUUGUUGUUGUGGUGCUGGUUGUGGUUUUCACAUUUCCGGCUGCCGUCACCGUUACUCACACCGCAGCCGACUCGUCUGUUGCCGCCGUGAGGUGGAAAACACUACAACAACGGUCACCUACACCGGCGGCGGACCUGCCUCACUCUCCCUGCUCGCUGUCUGUGUGUGUCUGCGUGUGUGUGUGUGUGUCUGCCUCAAACCGUACCACAGAAGCAGCAGAAAAAAAGAAAACAGUUGAAAGCCACUGGUCUCUUCCUUCACCCUCACUCUGACUCUGCCGAGCCGAACACAAAUUAAAACAGAAAACAACACAAAAGAUGAGUUCAUAUUUCGUCAACUCGCUCUUCUCCAAAUAUAAAAGCGGGGACUCUUUACGUCCGAACUACUACGAGUGCGGGUUCGCGCAGGACCUGGCUGGCAGCCGGCCCACCGUGGUGUACGGCCCGAGCUCCGGCGCCACCUUCCAGCACGCUCCGCAAAUCCAGGACUUCUACCACCACACCGCCUCGACGCUGCCCAGCAACCCAUACCAGCAGAGCCCGUGCGCGGUCACAUGCCACGGUGAACCGGGGAACUUCUACGGAUACGACGCCUUGCAGCGGCAGACACUUUUCGGCGCCCAGGACGCGGAUCUGGUUCAGUACAGCGACUGUAAGCUGGGAGGCGCGCCCGGACUCGGGAGCGAGGACGCGGAGGGAACCGAGCAGAGUCCAUCGCCGACACAGCUCUUCCCUUGGAUGAGGCCGCAAGUAGCUGCGGGCAGGAGGCGGGGCCGCCAAACCUACAGUCGCUACCAGACCCUGGAGCUGGAGAAGGAGUUCCUGUUCAACCCCUACCUGACCCGGAAACGCCGUAUCGAGGUGUCGCACGCGCUGGCGCUGACGGAGCGGCAGGUGAAGAUCUGGUUCCAGAAUCGGAGGAUGAAGUGGAAGAAGGAGAACAACAAGGACAAGUUCCCCAGUAGCAAGAGCGAACAGGAGGCAGUGGAGAGGGAGAGGAGGGAGAAGGAGCUGCGGGAUGGCGGCAGCGGCGGAGGUGGCGGUGGUGCAGGAGGAGGAAGUGGAGAAGGAGGUGGUGGAGGAGGCUCGGUGGCGGGCACGGCGGGGUCACAGGCUUCUGUGAACGAUGAUUGCUGCGAGAAAAGCCACAAGCAAAUGUAGGGGGAGAAAGAAGAUGGGGUAGAUGGGGACAAGGUGGGUGUAAAUGUUAGGCAGGAUGGGGUGAGGGGUGGGCUGUUUUUGUCUUAACUGAGGCCACUGGACUCCCCUGCUGUCUCCACGAUUCAAUCGUUGGAAGGGAACUUGAGUUUCUAAAAAUGGUGACUGGCUAGCUAGAUGGACUUGAGAGGAAAAAAACAUGACAAUGAAGCAAGAAAACAUAGUCUACACUAGUGUUUAAAAUAAACGUAAAAAGAAGAAAAAAAAAGAUAGCUUUCUUUCUUUGUGGAACAAUUAUCGUGGAAACAUUUCUAUAUUGUUAGAAGUUAAUCAUUAACAAUUUUAUCUUUGGCAGCUGUAUAGUUUUUAAGUUAAAAUGAUGAUGAUGACGAUGAUGAUAAUGGUGCACUUUUUACUGUACUUCUCACUUCUAUGUUGUUGUUAUGGCAAUGAUUGAUGAUGAUGGUGAUGACGUAGCAAUUAAUGAAAUUUCCAACAACAUGAAACUGCCUAUUUAUGCCGUUUUAGUAGGUCGGGUCUCUUUUUUACACCCUCUAACUGUCGUUUUUUCCCUUUGUUUAUUUGUUUGUUUUGUUUUUUGAUUGGUGGUGUUUGUCUUAUGUUGUUUUCUCUUUGGGGAGGGGGGUUAAACGCAUGCGCGCAGUGCAGAUUCAAAAGCAAGAACAUUUAUAAGAAUAAAAAUGGGAAAAAUGUGAUAAACAGUCGAA
Molecule: messenger RNA, 2070 nt
Organism: Oreochromis aureus
Lineage: Eukaryota; Metazoa; Chordata; Actinopteri; Cichliformes; Cichlidae
Gene: hoxb8a
Product: homeobox B8a
Exons: 2
Coding region: 503-1345 (280 amino acids)
Biological process (GO): regulation of transcription by RNA polymerase II
Cellular component (GO): nucleus
Molecular function (GO): RNA polymerase II transcription regulatory region sequence-specific DNA binding; DNA-binding transcription factor activity, RNA polymerase II-specific
Source: RefSeq, a predicted model, not a curated record